Messenger RNA from Styela clava, 1054 nucleotides. RefSeq lists its product as uncharacterized. The record is from RefSeq and is a predicted model, not a curated record. NCBI's taxonomy places the organism in Eukaryota, Metazoa, Chordata, Ascidiacea, Stolidobranchia, Styelidae.
GCUAGUUUGCUGUUGCAGUGCGUUACUUGUACGAUAAUUUAGCAUUAGAAUGGGCCGUAUCGUAUUAAUUAUAGUGGGCUAAUUAUGAUUUCUUUUGUUUUAUGCCUAUUUAACUUGCUUAUAGUUUAAUAUUUGCUGCAUUGAACUGCAAUUUGUGAAUCUGUCCUGCAUUUGAUUGUUUGUGAAAUAUUUUUGAAUAUCCCGUGACUAUAUUCAAGUCAUGUAAGAUGCAUGAACGUUCACGAAAUACUGUAAAAUACGACGAAGAAACAGUUGUAUUAUAUAAUUAAUAUUUAAUAUAUCAGUAGCAAAAGGCAAAAUAUUCAUUACAAGAAAUGAAUAUCAUCUUGAUGUCAAUUCUCCUGCUUUGUUUAGGUGGAGUCAUGAGUACAAAAAACGUAACUCAAUCAGAUGAAUCGCAACCAAUCAAGAAAGUUGACCUCGCUAUAAAUCAAAAGCAUACAACCAGAUCGAAAUCCAAGAAAUCCAUUUUCUCAAAAAAGAAAUGCAAGAAAAUUUGGAAAACAUGCGAAUGUUUCUGUGCAAGAUUCCAGAAGACACUAAAUAAAAUGAGUUGCGAAGAAGUUUUUAAAUUGAAAUGGAAAAUUGGAAGAUGCUGGAAAUGCCGGGUUUCCUGCGAUGAAUACAACCGGGUGUCUGGUGGUCUUGGAGGAUGAAAUUAAUGAAAAUAUGCCAAUAAAUUAUCUGCAUCAUUAUUUAUUUUAAAUUGUAAUUUUACCAAUUUUAACGUUCCAACAAUUUUCAUAAUAGAACUUUGAAUUGAGAAAUAUAAUAUUAGCUAUUGAAUAGGUAUGUAAGUCAGUUUUGCUAAUAUGGUUUUGGUAAUAUAUAUGAUAAUAAGGUUGCACUAAUGGACAUGAAGUGGACCUAUAAAUCGUUUUGGUAUUGUGUUAUUGCACAAAAAUUUCGUAUUUCUCAUCAAUUACUAGACCAAUUGCUUUGUUUAAAGUUGGUGUUAUCGCAAGAAGGCCAUUCAUUACCCAUUGCAUAUAUAUAUUUAUUUCAAAACUUCAUGUGGGCCCUAUGGGAUUCA